Molecule: messenger RNA, 1524 nt
Organism: Colletotrichum higginsianum IMI 349063
Lineage: Eukaryota; Fungi; Ascomycota; Sordariomycetes; Glomerellales; Glomerellaceae
Product: 3-ketosteroid reductase
Exons: 2
Coding region: 1-1524 (507 amino acids)
Biological process (GO): ergosterol biosynthetic process
Cellular component (GO): lipid droplet; mitochondrial outer membrane; endoplasmic reticulum membrane
Molecular function (GO): 3-beta-hydroxysteroid 3-dehydrogenase (NADP+) activity
Source: RefSeq, a predicted model, not a curated record
AUGAUCGCAGCACCCUGGGACAAGACCUCACCCCGCGAGCAGCUCUUCGUGCUGGUCACCGGCGCAAACAGCGGAGUCGGCCUCGGCAUCUGCGAACGCCUCAUCGACGAGUUCCUUGCCACUCGGCCCCUUACCGCCCACCUGAUCCUCAUCCCGACCACCCGCUCCGUCCGCAAGUCCCGUGAGACCAUCUCCUCCCUCCGCAACCACCUCCAACGCACCGCCACCUCCUCGCCCGCCCUCCGCUCCCGCGCCGGCUCCUCCUACUACGACCCCGCCGACACCCUAGCCCGCGUCCACCUGCUCUCCACCCAGCUCGACCUGUGCGACCUGCCCUCCGUCUACGCCUGCGCCGCGAACCUCGUCUCCGGCACCAUCACCGACCCGACCGACACCAGCGACCCCUCCCCGCAAUACAGGAUCCCGCGCCUCGACUCCGUCAUCUUCAACGCCGGCUUCGGCGGCUGGACCGGCCUUGACUGGACCGGCCUCUUUACCGGCCUCUUCACAAAGGGCCUCGUCUCUAUCGUCACCUGGCCCGCCUUCAAGCUCGCUCGCCCCGGCUCCGUCCUCAACCAGCGCCUUGCCCGCUCCGACCUGGUCCCCACAGAUUCCCCUGACAACCCCCUCUCCCUCGCCUCCGCCCACGACACCAAGCCCUCGUCCCCCGUGCUCGGCGAGGUCUUUUGCGCAAACGUCUUUGGCCAUUACGUCUUCGCCCAUGAGCUCCUCCCGCUGCUGAGCCGGGCCACUUCCGAAGAGACCCCCGGCCGCGUCGUCUGGACGAGCAGCAUCGAGCCCCAGGCUCGCCACCUGCGCCUCGAUGACUUCCAGGGCAUCGAGACCGAGGGGCCCUACGAGUCCUCCAAGCGCAUCACAGACGUGCUCUCCCUGACUUCCCAUCUCCCCGCCACCCAGAGGUUCUCCGAGUCCUACUUCCGGCCCGAAGACCCAGAAGCGGCGAAGGCACUGCCGGUCCGCCCGUCGUUCUAUCUCACCCACCCGGGCGUCGUCGCCUCCAACCUGUUCCCCGUCCCCUUCCCCUUCAUCCUCUUCUGGGCGUACAAGUUCGUCCUCUACAUCGCGCGGUGGCUGGGCUCGCCUUGGCACCCCGUCACGGGCUACAACGGCGCCGCGGCCCCCGUCUGGGUCGCGCUGCAGGACGACGAGACGCUGGCCGAGCUCGACGCGAAGAAGAUCAAGUGGGGCUCCGCCACGUCCUUCUCGGGCCGCCAGGACGUCAAGAAGACCGAGGUCGAAGGGUGGGGGUGGGAGGGCGCCGUCGAGGACCGCGACUCCCUGUCGAGGGACCCGGCGACGGGCGCGCUGAGGAAGAUGGUCGGGCGGAACCCGGACGCCAGGGACCUGAGUAAGGAGCAGCUGGCCGAGUUCGAGGAGCUCGGCACUAAAAUCUGGGCCGAGAUGGAGAGGCUGCGGCGCCAGUGGGAGGACUUUCUCAACAUCCGCGGGCGGGGCGUCAAGGGAUACGAAAACGGCAACGGCAGCAACAGCAAAUCCGGCUGA